Miscanthus lutarioriparius is the source of this 1761-nucleotide messenger RNA. NCBI's taxonomy places the organism in Eukaryota, Viridiplantae, Streptophyta, Magnoliopsida, Poales, Poaceae. The record is from the annotation of a GenBank genome assembly.
AUGCCUGUGCCCAGACUUGUUCGCGGCCAGCGACGGGAGCCAUGCCAAGGUGCCCUUAGCUUAGGAAGUGGCCUAAGAUGUGGUGACCCAUGGGACAUGGGUAGAGAAGAGGAGCAAAUUAAAGCAUGGCUGCCAGAUCUGAAAUAUUGUUUUGGCGUUAUUGAGAAUGGUACGGACAAAGAACUAAGGAAUCGUGUCCGAGCUUUCACAGGAGCUUUCAUAGUUAUGAUUUCCCCUGUGCUCCUUGCUAUCGUUCUCAAGAAAGUCAACUUAACCGGUGCCGGGAAGUAUCAGGGCAUCCGGAUGCUGGAAGUACUUGUUGGUCUUGUUCAAAGAAGGUUUCCCGACCUCGCAGCAGUUACUUUACUGAUGGGCAUACUACCCUUCCUGUGUGUCAUGGCAUCAGAAGCAUGCGACAUCUUGCCUCCUCUCAGUUAUGUCGCCCCAAGGCUGAAAGCUGCGACGAAGGUGCUGCUGUUCGUCGCUAACGUUUUACUGAUGCUCCUAGGUUGCGGGAUCUUACUUCUCUUCCACAAGAAUGCUCUGUUAGUAGUUACAUUUUGCUCGACCAUGGUGAUCGUUGUCAUGGUCGUCAACAUCAUAAUCUUCGUCAUCGGGUACUGCUGCGAUCCAGGCACAGAUGAAGAUGCCACUGCGGAGAACCACACUGAACUGGAGCACUUGCUGGAGUUCUCAGCUGGCGUAACCGUCAUGAUGUUCCUGGUGCUAGAAUGCGUGGUAUUAGAAGGCCUGCUGAGAAACAGUCAGGGACAAGCUGUGUGCCUGGGUGCCGCUCAGCCUCCAGCCCCGACGCCAUCAACUGCUCAACAAGGACAGGAAACGGUCCUUGGUGGCACCUUGCUCAUCAGUUUCUUCACCACCGCGUUUGGCGUGUCUCUCAUGAACAUCUGGACAGUGUUUGGCACGGCUCCGCGUCCGUGCACUCCUCCGUCAGAGCCGGAGCCGGAGGCCGGAGCUGCAAAUUCUGGCUCCGAGUCCGUAGGUGAAAUGGGCUCUGCCUCCUCUUCCAAACACGCAGAAGCGCCAAUGGCGGAGCCGCAGCCCAAGCGCCAGCAAACAACAAGCCCCAAGAGCAAAAGCAAAACUGUGACCUUGACAGCGACAUUGCCAUGGUGUUUGAAUUUCAUUCUUCAUGCUGUACCGGUUGCCGCGGUGCUGGUCCUGAUUACAUUGGAAGUGCUACCACAGAAAUUGAAACCAGCAGUGUGGCUGCCGUUUUUCCCUCCGGCCACAGUACUUUUGAUGUUGCUAGCGCGUUGCAGCUGUGAGGAAGACUCCUCGAAUAAAGAGGAUCAAGGGCAAGCAGGACCAAGUGGAGCACAAGCGGAGAAUCAGAUGGCGCCACCAGCAGAACAAAUAGUUGGCAGCGGUAGCGCCUCAUCGGAUCCAGCUGGUAAAGCACAGCAGCCCGAGGACAAGGACAAGGAGCCCGAAGAUGAAAAGCAACCGACGGAUAAGCCGGCCCCGUUGGAAUUGACCAAGGUGGCGUUUACGGGAUUCUUGGCUGUGGCAGUACCCAGCGUGACGAAUGCUUCUGUCGGCAACCCCUCCAUAGUUUUCGUGUUAUCUACUGCUGCUACCGUUCUCAUGGGCCUCUUAUGGAGGCUCCUGACUACGCACGAGGCCGAAGCCGAACCACCCUCACAUGUCCUCAAAGCUGCCAAUCAUGCUUCCUUCGGCGCCCAUCUGUUGAUUCUGAUCGCGGGGGUUGCGUUCUGGGUGAUGGCUGUCAAUGUCUAA